Messenger RNA from Aspergillus saccharolyticus JOP 1030-1, 405 nucleotides. RefSeq names its product cytochrome c oxidase assembly protein COX16. Lineage: Eukaryota; Fungi; Ascomycota; Eurotiomycetes; Eurotiales; Aspergillaceae. Gene Ontology annotation, biological process: mitochondrial respiratory chain complex IV assembly. The record is from RefSeq and is a predicted model, not a curated record. Bases 1 to 405 code for a protein of 134 amino acids. Gene Ontology annotation, cellular component: mitochondrial inner membrane. The transcript has 2 exons.
AUGCCCAUAUUUCAAGCCAAGACUUUCCGGCGUGCAACAACAGCAUCGUCAUCCCUUGGGGAGCGGGUCGGGGCGGCAUAUAGAUCACGUCUCCCGAAGCAUCCAUUUCUACUAUUUGGCCUUCCCUUCAUCAUGGUCAUAGUUGCCGGGUCUUUUGCAUUGACGCCGGCUGCCGCCCUAAGAUAUGAGCGCUAUGAUCGCAAAGUAAAACAACUUACUCAAGAGGAAGCCUUUAAUCUUGGUCUUAAGGGGCCGGAUGGCGAGGAAGGCAUAAGACGAAAUCCGCGGAGGAGAGUCAUUGGGGACGAACGAGAAGAAUACUACAGACUCAUGGCCAAGGAUCUUGAUGAUUGGGAACAGAAGCGAGUGCAACGCUUCAAAGGCGAACCUGAUGGCAGACUUUGA